Messenger RNA from Fundulus heteroclitus (mummichog), 2556 nucleotides. It is a transcript of the gene poldip2, whose product is annotated as polymerase (DNA-directed), delta interacting protein 2. The record is from RefSeq and is a predicted model, not a curated record. Gene Ontology annotation, biological process: error-free translesion synthesis. NCBI's taxonomy places the organism in Eukaryota, Metazoa, Chordata, Actinopteri, Cyprinodontiformes, Fundulidae. Gene Ontology annotation, cellular component: nucleus; mitochondrial nucleoid. Gene Ontology annotation, molecular function: DNA binding. The transcript is spliced from 11 exons. Bases 46 to 1179 code for a protein of 377 amino acids.
UUGGAUGGUGCGUGUGCGGGAUGACCGCACAGGCAGGGAGCAAAGAUGGCCGCCUGUGCGUUACGUCGAGGGUUCCUCAGUGGUGUCAGCCAAUACAGCAGAAAGCACUCCCACAGAAUAGCGAGUGUCACGGACAUUAAAGGCGGCUUCGAGGCGUACAAGCCGCGGCUACAAUGCCGAGCCUGCGGGCUGCUCGGCGGCGUUCAACAGAAGAGGUUUAUGUCGUCACGGAACAGGCCCGAAGGAAAGAUUCUGGAGCCUGUCGGUGUGUUUGAAGCGGUGAAGCAGCAUGGGAAAUAUGAAACUGGACAGCUGUUUCUCCACAGUGUAUUCGGCUACAGAGGAAUUGUGUUGUUUCCUUGGCACGCUCGCCUCUAUGACCGAGACAUCACGCCUCCUGUGUCUGACAGCAAACCUGAGCCCCCCGGAGCCCACGGCUCCAAGGAGGUGAAGGGGAAGACUCACACCUACUACCAGGUCCUGAUCGACACCAGGGACUGCCCUCACAUAUCUCAGAGGUCUCAGACUGAGGCGGUGACAUUUCUGGCCAACCAUGAUGACAGCAGAGCCUUGUACGCCAUCCCAGGUCUGGACUACGUCAGCCAUGAAGACAUCCUGCCUUACAACUCAGCGGAGCAGGUCCCGAUCCAGCAUGAGCUGUUUGAGCGCUUCCUCAUGUACAACCCUACAAAAUCUCCUCCAUUUACCGCCAGAGAUACCCUGAAGGCCUGGCAGGAGAAGAACCACCCCUGGCUGGAGCUGUCCGACGUCCACAGGGAGACCACCGAGAACAUCCGGGUCACAGUUAUCCCCUUCUACAUGGGAAUGAGGGAGGCGCAGAACUCUCACGUGUACUGGUGGCGCUACUGCAUCCGUCUGGAGAAUCUGGGCAACGAGGUGGUUCAGCUGAGAGAGAGGCACUGGAGGAUCUUCAGCCUGUCGGGAACCCUGGAGACGGUCCGGGGCCGAGGCGUUGUAGGCAGGGAGCCUGUGUUAUCUAAGGAACAGCCAGCCUUCCAGUACAGCAGCCACGUGUCUCUCCAAGCUCCGAGUGGUCAUAUGUGGGGGACAUUUCGCAUUGAGAGAACUGAUGGCUCCCACUUUGAUGUCAGGAUCCCUCCUUUCUCCCUGGAGAGCAACAAAGAUGACAAAGCGCCCCCUGCUGGCUACACGUUCUAACAUUCACUUGCCUGAAUGAGUCCUCUGCCACCAAGCUAGUCCUGGCUCUGCAGUCGUCCUCCCCCUAUGACCCUGCCUCAGCAUUCAGUCAGUUUCAGCAAAAGGAGACUGUAGGAGUGUCUACAUAAUGCAAAUACUCGUCCAGCUAGGUUCUCCUGUCAGGCUGCACCCAGCAGCAGGGUGGAAUUGAUUAAAUGACAGAGGAGAAGUUCCCUCUGCUGCUCUGUGCAUUCCUGAGUCAUGUUGUUUAGAGACAUGGACGCUUGGGUCAAAGGUAGAAUUACUGCAGAUGUUGUGAGAUGCAAUCAGUGAAAUGUUGACCAGACUGUUUUUUUAAGUGGGAGGAUUUCCUGCUGAUCUCCUGGUUUGAGAAAACUGAGAGGGACAUGAACUUUAAGUCUUUUUUUUUUUCCACCUUCCAGCUGAAAACUGGUUAUCCCUGUAUGGUCAUCUGUUUGUGGGUUAUAGCAUUUAUUUUAACCGGACCUGUUUCUUUUCAUCCUCCUUUAUAAGUAACAGACUAUUUGAUUUGAGCUGAGGUACGCCGCGCCACUCUUAGCCACAUAGGAGUGUCUAAACAGUGAAGCACAGUGGACAUCACUACUUUCUCCCUAGGUAGCCUGAAAUACAGCGCAUAUAAUCCUAACCUGAAGUCAUUCCUGUACCUGUAGUGAAAACUGGAGUCUUUUAGCAGAGAUCCCGAUCUGCCUCGUCUAUUACAGCAACGUCUACUGACUUCUUCAUUUUUAUCUGUAUAUGUGCUGCUUAGGAAACCUCCCACCAUUGGAACGUAGCCACCACCUGGGUUUAUGCUGCACAGAGCCUGUUGGUUGUCUUUAUAUGAAUGACUAUUGGAAAUAUUUUACUAAUAGAUUUGCUUUCAUCUAGUUGAUAUUAGAACGUUAAAAAUAAAGGAACAGUGUGUGAAUUGAAGUUCUAGUUAAAUUAAGUAUUGUUGAAUUAGAUGUCCACUGUGAUUCAGUGUUGGUCAACUCAACCUCUGGUAGCUAUUCCACUGCGUGCAUUGAAAGCCAAAUGUAAGCCUCCUCCUGCUUAAGGCCCAGUUAGAGUCUGAAUAACAGAAGCUGCACAACAAAAGCGCAAGAAGCCAAGCAGUAGGUGGCCACAGUUUUGUGUCUGGGGGUUUUGGGGGGAGGUUUGUACUUUUGUGUUUAAGAGACACGUCUACCAUUUGAUGGAUGUCUUUGGCUGUUUGAUUUUGACAGGGAGAGAGAGAUGAGCUCAACAUUUCCCCCUUAAAGUUAAGACAGAAGCUAACAUUGUUGCAUUAGUACGUGAUUUGAAGCAACUCUGAUGUUUGAAAUACUGUAAAUAGAGAUGUAAUUAAAAGCAAAGGAAAUAAACCUUUUCAAAAAU